Molecule: messenger RNA, 1683 nt
Organism: Zygotorulaspora mrakii
Lineage: Eukaryota; Fungi; Ascomycota; Saccharomycetes; Saccharomycetales; Saccharomycetaceae
Product: nucleobase cation symporter-1 family protein
Exons: 1
Coding region: 1-1683 (560 amino acids)
Biological process (GO): transmembrane transport; nucleobase transport
Cellular component (GO): plasma membrane
Molecular function (GO): nucleobase transmembrane transporter activity
Source: RefSeq, a predicted model, not a curated record
AUGUCAACAUUAAACACUGAUAUGGGCGCGAAACAGCAAAUUAAAGUCGUCUUGACAAGCGAAAAUGACGUUUCUGAUACGGAGUCCUACCGCACCGGACGCUAUGACUCAACGAAAUGUGAAAAAAUCAUGCGAAGUCUCCAACUUGGUGGAGCUGUUAAUUCAAGGCGUUCCAAUGCAGAUUUGGAUCCAGUGCCACCUUCGAGGCGAACUUGGGGAACGCAUAAUUUUGCAAUGUACUGGAUAUCUGACGAUUUUUCCCUUUCGAUGUUUGAAUCUGCAUCUUCAUUGAUGGAGGUAGGUUUAUCGUGGAAGAUGGCUAUCGCAUGUGUUACAAUUGCACAGUUUAUAACAUCUCUACCUAUCGUUGCUAACGGGUUGGUUGGAUCGAAAUAUAGAAUUGGGUUUGCUAUACAGUCUAGGGCCGUAUUCGGAUGGCAUUUGAGUAAAUUGAUUAUUGUCAUGAGAAUGAUCGUCUCGAUUUUUUGGUACGCGAUUCAAGCUUAUAAUGGUGCAAGUUGCAUAUAUGCGAUGACGGUUGCGAUUUGGCCCAGCUUCAGAACUAUGAGAAACCAAUUACCUGAAAGUUCCGAUACGAGCACACAAAUGAUGAUCUGCUUUUUCAUUUACUUUGUUGUGGUCAUUCCUUUUUUCUUUGUACCAAUGCAUAAAUUAAAGCACUUUUUUACGUUAAAGACAAUCGUCACGCCCAUUGUGGCUUUCGGUAUUAUGGGCUGGUGCAUUCAAGCUGUUAAAAAUCAAGGUAUGUAUGAUGCACUUUGGAUCGACGAUACAGCCACUGCAUCGGGAUCCAACAGAUCGUGGUUGUUUCUCUCAGGGCUUUAUUCAAACAUCGGCACUUGGGCAACUAUGGGUGUAAACAGUCCCGACUUCACAAGAUAUGCCAAGCGAAAUUCCUCUCAAUACAUAACAGUUUUUGUCAUGCCUUGUAUGGCAUGUUUAAUGACUUUCCUUGGAGUUGUUACAGCGAGAGCAAGCAGGGUUUUGUAUGGGACUAUGAUGUGGUCUCCAAUGCUUCUAGUCAACCAGUGGACUUCUUCUGGUGGAAGGGCAGCAGCAUUCUUCUGUGCUGUUGCUUGGCUGAUAGCUCAAAUAGGGGUCAACAUCGCAGGUAAUUCUGUUGCAGCAGCUAAUGAUAUGAAUUCAUUGUGGCCUAAGUAUAUCAAUAUAAGACGAGGUCAAAUCAUUACCGCUGUCAUUGGAUCUUAUGCUUUGGUGCCAUGGAAAAUUAUGGAAAGUGGCCAGUCAUUCCUGUCUUUCAUGUCGGGUUACACAAUUUGGCUGGGGCCUAUUACCGGAAUCUUGAUAUGCGACUUCUUCUUUAUCCACAAGUGCAAAUACAAUGUUUGGGAAAUGUACAAACCCAAAGGCAUUUACAGAUAUGGUAAACUCGGCAUUAAUUGGUGUGCUUUUGUGGCCUUUACCAUUGGCUGGGUUCCUCUAUUACCUGGUCUGCUACCUAGUGUUUCCAGCAGCUACAGUAUGCCCGAAGGAGUAAACCACCUUUACGCUCUCGGUUAUUUUUACGGAGUACUUGCCCCAGGUGUUGUCUACGUCACGUUAUGGAAACUAUUCCCCAAUAGAGCCGCACUGAGUCAGGUUCCGGUCUAUUGUGAUGACACCGAGUAUAAAGAUUAUCCAGAAGAUUAUGAACCGUAUUAA